CAGUGAAAAGUUAGUCGAGGAUUUUGUGGCGCGAAGGACUUACGGCUGUUCAUCUCUUCUCUGUCGACGACAUGGCAAACAAGGCACAGCCUCCUCAUCUUCAUCUGGCCGAGUGCACAGCAUCCCAGUUCCUCGAUAUCUGGAAACAUUUCGACGCUGAUGGCAACGGCUUCAUUGAGGGGAAGGAGCUGGAGAGCUUCUUCAAGGAGCUGGAGGAGGCCCGGAAAGGAGCAGGGGUGGACCCCGCUAACCCCACAUUCAGAGAAAGGAUGAAGGAGUUCAUGCAGAACUUUGACAAGAACAAAGGGCGCAUUGAAUUGUCCGAGCUCGCCCAGAUCCUCCCAACUGAAGAGAACUUCCUGCUCUGCUUCAGACAGUUUGUCGGUUCCAGCGCCGAAUUCAUGGCGGCAUGGCGGCGGUAUGAUACAGAUCGCAGUGGCUACAUUGAAGCAAAUGAACUGCAGGGUUUUUUAUCAGACCUGCUGAAGAAAGCGAACAGGCACUAUGACGACCAGAAGCUCCAGGAGUACACACAGACUAUCCUCAAGAUGUUUGACCUCAAUGGGGAUGGGAAGCUGGGACUGUCAGAGAUGGCGAGGCUGCUCCCUGUCCAGGAGAACUUCCUCCUCAAGUUCCAGGGUGUCAAACUGACCACUGAGCAGUUCAAUGCCAUCUUUACUUACUAUGACAAGGAUGGUAAUGGAUACAUUGACGAGCAGGAGUUGGAGGCUCUGCUACGGGACCUGUACCAGAAGAACAACAAGGAGGUGAACGCGGAGCACCUGCAGGGCUACAAGCAGAGCAUCAUGGCUCUGUCCGACGGGGGCAAGCUCUACCGCAGCGAGCUGGAGAUCGUCCUCUGCAGGGAGCCAAUGGUGUAA
Molecule: messenger RNA, 881 nt
Organism: Gadus chalcogrammus (walleye pollock)
Lineage: Eukaryota; Metazoa; Chordata; Actinopteri; Gadiformes; Gadidae
Product: calretinin-like
Biological process (GO): regulation of long-term synaptic potentiation; regulation of presynaptic cytosolic calcium ion concentration
Cellular component (GO): synapse; nucleus; dendrite
Molecular function (GO): calcium ion binding
Source: RefSeq, a predicted model, not a curated record